UUCCGGCUCGGCGGCCGGCGCCGGCCUGGCGCUGCUGCCGAUGUUCCUGCCAUGUCCACGCUGUUCCCCUCGCUCCUGCCCCGCCUCACCGAGUCCCUCUGGUUCAACCUCGACCGGCCGUGCGUUGACGAGACCGAGCUGCAGCAGCAGGAGCAGCAGCACCAGGCCUGGCUCCAGAGCAUUGCUGAAAAGGACAACAACUUGGUGCCCAUAGGAAAGCCAGCAUCCGAGCACUAUGAUGAGGAGGAGGAGGAGGAUGACGAAGAUGAUGAAGACAGCGAAGAGGACUCAGAAGACGAUGAGGACAUGCAGGAUAUGGAUGAGAUGAAUGAUUAUAAUGAGUCUCCUGAUGAUGGGGAGAUCAAUGAGGUGGACAUGGAGGGGACAGAGCAGGAUCAGGACCAGUGGAUGAUCUGAUUCUGCCACAACCACACCAAACUGGAGGCUGGGGGAGAGCCUUUGCCCCUCACGGCUCUGGGGGACAGUUCAGUGAAGCUCCUCCUGCCGUGGGUGCUGUGUGGGGCAGGGGGGUUCUGAGGGGAGAUUGCCACCUGACACGUUGGAGCUGACACAU
This is a messenger RNA of Pseudopodoces humilis (Tibetan ground-tit), 574 nucleotides long. RefSeq names its product anaphase promoting complex subunit 15 (gene ANAPC15). Gene Ontology annotation, cellular component: anaphase-promoting complex. Gene Ontology annotation, biological process: regulation of mitotic cell cycle spindle assembly checkpoint. The record is from RefSeq and is a predicted model, not a curated record. NCBI's taxonomy places the organism in Eukaryota, Metazoa, Chordata, Aves, Passeriformes, Paridae.